This is a messenger RNA of Talaromyces amestolkiae, 1995 nucleotides long. RefSeq lists its product as uncharacterized. Gene Ontology annotation, cellular component: endoplasmic reticulum lumen. The record is from RefSeq and is a predicted model, not a curated record. NCBI's taxonomy places the organism in Eukaryota, Fungi, Ascomycota, Eurotiomycetes, Eurotiales, Trichocomaceae. The coding region runs from base 1 to 1995 and encodes 664 amino acids. The transcript has 6 exons. Gene Ontology annotation, biological process: endoplasmic reticulum unfolded protein response; retrograde protein transport, ER to cytosol.
AUGUACGAAAUCAGGCCUCAUCAAAUCCUCGCAUCGGCGUACGCCAUGAUCGUCCUCACCGGCAUCGCCAUCAUAUCACGCUUCUUUCUUCGUGGCCUGCGCAGAGAUCCCUUCCGGCCCGAAGACGGCUUUAUGCUUUUCGCAUUUGUGACAUUCUGCGUCCUGGCCACAAUAACCAUAGUGGUGGUGCCCGUUGCAUAUCAAAUCAUAGCCGUGAGCUAUCAUCUCAGGCCGAUAUAUAAUGGCUUCAGUUUUGUGGUCGGUGAAAUUGUCGUUAUUAUUACUUUCGAAGAGGUUGCUGUAUCAGCAGCAGGAGUGGAUGAGGCGUUGGUGACUUAUCUUGGAAAUUGGGUUUCUACAUUGACUUCAUGUGUCCCGAUUCAAGACUAUUUCAAGCCGGGUGGUUGCAACAGCGAUCGAGACGUUAAGGCACAAAUCGCAAACCUGUACUACGUCGUGGUAACAGAAAUCCUUACAGAUAUAUUGAUGUCGAUUGCGUCAGGUGCGCUCGCCGCAAAGCGACCAUUCAGUAUCCACGACGAUGUACUUGCAUAUCCACAGUACAAAGUCUCGUUUCCCGAAGAAUACGUUCUAGAAACCGAAGCCAACAUAAUCCUCCAGCUACAAAAAGAUAGCUCAUCCACAGAUGCACCCUCCUCAAACAUCGCCUCCGAUAAACGAGAUCUGCAACGCCAUGCAUCACAACGACCCAUAGGCGGCUGGAAAACAACUGGAAAGAAAGAAAAAGCAGAACUGGAUUGGGAUCCCGAGCUUUCGCUGAAAUAUUUCAGCUAUGAAGAGAUGAAACUCGAUGGGUUACGAUAUUUGUGCAAUAUUCCGAGAGUGAACAAUGGACCGGAGAACGAGACAACGACUGAUAAAACAGAUGGAGGCGAUGGACCUCGAAAUCAAACGCAGGACGAACAUGAGAUUGCUCGCGCCACGGAUCGAGGGUUAGAGUUGCUAAAAGAAAUGGAGGACACGUGUAUGUAUUACGUUUCGGGAUGGUGGUCGUAUUCGUUCUGCUACAAGAAGCAGGUCAAGCAGUUUCACGCCAAGUCUGGCCCGGGUGUACCCAACUACCCGCCUAUAGAAGACCAGACCAGCCACUCAUUCGUUCUGGGAAAGUUUCAGCAUGAUGACGAAGAGUCUGAGGCCGAUGCUGGUAGUAGCAGCAAAUCUGCAAAGGCGAGUACUGCCGAAUUACAAACCAAAGGCGAAUCAAGAUAUCUUGUGCAAAGACUGUCUGGUGGGACGGUCUGUGAUCUGACCGGCGCUGAGCGCAAGAUUGAAGUGCAAUUUCACUGCCAUCCUCAAUCUACAGAUCGAAUCGGAUGGAUCAAGGAACUGACAACCUGCUCUUAUCUGAUGGUGAUCUACACGCCACGCUUGUGCCACGAUGUUGCAUUCCAGUUGCCUCAAUUUGAAGAUACACAUUCUAUUCAGUGUCGAGAGAUACUUGCACCGGAUGAAAUUGCAGAUUUUGAUGCCAUGAAAGCUCAUCACGAUCAGCAAAAACUCAUCAAUGCUGACACCGAAGAAGCUCAAUUCGUUGGAGGCAUUGAAGUUGGCGCAAAGAAGGAAGUCGGGUCCGAGGGCAAAGAGAUCGAAAAAGGCCGCAUGGCUAGAAUUGGCGAAGAGACUGUUCAAAUUAUCGCUAAGCGAGAAGAUGGAGAGCUAAUGCAAUUAUCGAAUAAGGAUCUCAUGAAACUCAAUGUGAAUCCUGAAAAGGUAGAGGGCUUUGCGAAACAGUUGGAUGAGAAGACUAAAGGUGGUGAUUGGAGGCUGGAAAUUGUGGAAAGCAAUGGGGAGACUAGCUAUCGGGCAAUCAUCAGCGCGGGUGAUGAAGACGAUGAUGACCAUGCGGAUGGAGAGAAGAAAGAGGACAAAGAAGCGACUAAAGAACAGGCACCUCUUGCAAAGGAGAAGGAGGAUGAAACUGCACCUCCAGACGAGGAGAGAGGCAGUGAGGAGACAUAUAAAGACGAACUAUGA